CUCUUCUUUCCUUAUUUGAGCGUUGAGCAUUAAUUGCUUAUUUGCACGCUUGUUAGAUCUUCUCUUGUCUAUGAUGGCCUCAUCAAAGAACCUACGCAUCGGCGUCGAUGUUGGCGGUACGAAUACCGACGGUGUAAUCAUCGACCCUACGAGGUCUCACGAAGCUGAUCGGGGAAUUGUUGCGUGGCACAAAGCACCAACAACUACGGAUCCUAGCCAUGGUAUCGCGAACGCCAUCACCACCAUGUUCAAAUCCGCCUCCGUGGACUCAUCUUCCGUAGCGAGCGUAACAAUAGGGACGACCCACUUUGUCAACGCGGUAGUCACCCGUGAUUCUACACGGCUUUCGCCGGUAGCAGUGCUUCGACUAUCUGGAUCCUUUAGUAAGCACGCACCACCGUGCGUAGAUUGGCCUGCCUCACUGCGAAAGAUUAUCUUAGGGCACCAUGCGUUCGUCAAAGGUGGGCUGGAAGUAGAUGGUAGUCUAAUAUCUGAUAUCAAAGAGCACGAGAUCGUGGAACAAUGCAAGAUCAUCAAGGAAAAAGGCAUCAAGAGCAUUGUUGUGAACGGAGUCUUCAGUCCGAUCGACACGGUAGAAAAGCAAGAAGAGCGUGCAGCAGAAAUUAUCAAACGGGAAUUAGGAGAACAUAUCGAUAUCGUUCUAAGUAAAACCGUCGCAAACCUCGGGUUUCUCGAGCGCGAAAAUGCCGCGAUUUUGAACGCUUCUAUUCUCUCUUUCGCCCGCAAGACCAUCGCUUCGUUCCAAACACCGAUCAAGAAGCUCGGGCUCAACUGCCCUGUCUUCAUCACUCAGAACGAUGGCACUAUAUUGGGCGGGGAGGCCGCUAGUCGGUUGCCCAUCCGAACGUUCUCUUCAGGCCCAACGAACAGUAUGCGUGGCGCUGCAUUCCUCGUUGGCAAGCAAGAGAAUGGCGAAGCGAUGAUGGUAGUCGAUGUCGGCGGUACAACAACAGAUGUGGGUUUACUACUUGCGAAUGGGUUCCCGAGACAACAAGCAGCAUACUCAGAGCUUUCGGGAGUGAGAAUGAAUUUCUCCUAUCCAGAUGUGAAAAGCAUAGGGUUAGGUGGUGGGAGCUUGGUCAGGAGAGUUGACGGGAAGUUGCAAGUCGGACCUGAGUCAGUAGGCUAUAAGCUUCCCGAGAAGGCGAUAGUAUUUGGUGGAGAUGUGCCAACAGCUACUGACUAUACUGUUGCCGCUUCCUCCGAUGUUGUAAUUGGCGAUCCUGCGAAGGUACAAGACAAAUUGGAUGAGAAAGAUAUAAAAGAGUUCAAGGAACAAACGAAGAAGAUGUUGGAAAGAAUAAUCGAUACGAUGAAGACAACGCCAGAGGAUAUCCCUGUCCUACUCGUUGGAGGUGGCGCAGUCAUUGCACCAGAUGAGCUCAAAGGUGCAAGUCGGGUCAUCAAGCCCCAGUGGUCUGGUGUAGCAAACGCGAUCGGUGCCGCAAUGGCCAGAGUCAGCGCCAUCAUCGAUACCGUUAAGUCAACUGAGAAGCACAGCCCGAAAGAAAUACUUGCUGAAAUCUGCGAGCAAGCUAAAGAGAAAACGAUCGAAGCAGGAGCGUUAUCGGAGUCCGUUGCUAUUGUAGAAGUGGAAGACUUACCGUUACAAUAUGUUGCAAACAAGACGCGAUUCAUCGUAAGAGCCGCGGGAGAAUUUGACUUUUCGCGGGCAAGCGACUUCACGAAUCUCAAUGUUACGAAAGAGGAAGAUGGAACGGUAAAGGAGAUUGACAAUCCGCAAGACGCUAUUGCCGCGCCAUCUAUAGAAGAUACAUCAGCUGAGGAUGAUGUAGCGACAGAUGUUGAUAUCGCAACGUACACACCCAAAGUCAUCAACCGCGAGUGGUGGAUAUCGGAAGUUGACCUUGAUUGGAUAACGAUUGGCUGUUACAUUCUAGGAACUGGUGGUGGAGGCUCUCCAUAUUCAACAAUGUUACGCGUCCGUGGAAUAUUGCGAUCUGGCGGAACGGUACGAGUCGUCAGCCCAGACGAUCUCAAAGACGACGACCGAGUUGGAUGCGGCGGCGGCGCCGGAAGUCCUACGGUAGGUAUUGAAAAGCUAUCUGCCGAUGAAAUGAUGGACGCGCAGAACCACCUAUACGACCUCUUCAAAGGCGGGCGUGCUACCCAUGUCAUUCCCCUCGAAAUUGGAGGCUCGAAUGGUCUACAAGGCCUCGUCUUAGGUGCAUCGACGAAUAUGGAUAUACCAUGCAUAGAUGGCGACUGGAUGGGCCGCGCAUAUCCUACCAAAUGGCAAACGACACCCGUUGUCUUUGGCGAACGCGAAAUAAUCUUUGCGCCAAUCGCUGUAGCUGAUGGCAACGGCAACACACUGUACAUGGGUAGCGCAACGAGCGACUUGAAAGUCGAACAAGUAAUAAGAGCAGCACUGAGUCAGAUGGGAAGCGCUGUCGGCACAGCUGAUGCGCCAGUCACUGGUGCUGAAACGCGACGAUGGGCAGUCGAACACACCAUCUCUCUAUCAUGGCGCAUCGGUCGAGAAGUGGCACGCGCGAGGAAAGAGAAUAGAAUCGACAGUGUUGCGGAAUCUAUCGUCGACGCUGUGGGAGGCGCAGAAACAGGACGCGUGCUCUUCAAAGGUAAAAUCACUGGAGUCGAGCGAAAGCUGUACAUGGGCCAUGUCUAUGGCGAAGUCAUUAUCGAAGGCACAACCACUCAAUACUCUGGGAAGAUCAAGAUACCCUUCAAGAACGAGAACAUUGCCGCGAUACGAAUACACGAGGGCGACGAGAGCAAGGCUGGCGAAGAGAAGAAUGAGGAUGUACUAGCCAUAGUGCCUGAUCUUAUUGCUGUCACUGAUGCGCAGAACGGCGAGGCUAUCGGAACGCCAGAGUAUCGAUAUGGUUUGCUCGUCUCGGUGAUUGGUAUCAAUGCUAGUGAGCGGUGGACGAGUCCGAGGGGUAUAGAGCUGGGAGGACCGAAGGCUUUUGGGUUAGAGCAUCUGGAGUAUAGGCCGUUGGGCAAGUUUGUGAAGCCGAUUAGCGUGAUCGAUGAGUAUGAUGGGCCGGCAUGAUCCGAACAUCUAGAGCAUUUGCGGUUCAAAUAUACAAAGCUGAGACAAGUCUGAUGUGACUGCUCUGGGUUGUGAAGUCUAGUCUAUGGAGCUUCAGUAGCUGGCGUAUGCGUCACUCCUGGGUAAAGUGGCAUGAUGACCUUAACCACGGCUUCAUAGCUCGUGAACAGAAUACCGCCACUAAAUACAGUCCGUCCC
Molecule: messenger RNA, 3256 nt
Organism: Cucurbitaria berberidis CBS 394.84
Lineage: Eukaryota; Fungi; Ascomycota; Dothideomycetes; Pleosporales; Cucurbitariaceae
Exons: 4
Coding region: 71-3058 (995 amino acids)
Biological process (GO): glutathione metabolic process
Cellular component (GO): cytosol
Molecular function (GO): 5-oxoprolinase (ATP-hydrolyzing) activity
Source: RefSeq, a predicted model, not a curated record